Messenger RNA from Mytilus californianus (California mussel), 1221 nucleotides. RefSeq lists its product as uncharacterized. The coding region runs from base 112 to 855 and encodes 247 amino acids. The record is from RefSeq and is a predicted model, not a curated record. The transcript has a single exon. Lineage: Eukaryota; Metazoa; Mollusca; Bivalvia; Mytilida; Mytilidae.
CAAAAGAAGUUAUCGAAGAUUACUUAGAAGUUGUACACUUUUAUGAGUAAACUUCCUGUUUCAAUUUGAAGAUAUUUUGAAAUUGAACGCUAGAAAACACAACCAUCUACUAUGGCACUCGUGUUCAAUCGGAAUAGGGUUGGUGUUGAAAAUACUUCAACAACGGUUGGAGUCCCGGAAAACCCUCUAGCAAGAUUGAUGUACUAUUUGAACUGCAUGUGUACUGUUCUCAGUUUACAGGAGCCAAAUCUUGUGAGACUUAUUAACUAUUAUAAUUUUUUCGAGCUCAGUGACGAGGAAAAGGUUUUACUAUUACUUCUGUGUGCGAAAUUAAACCCUGUGGCACUGACAGGGAAGUGUUUAUUUCACGAUGAGGACGUAGAAUCAAAUGCUGGACGUGACAAUGAGUUCUACAACAUUAAUGCAGAAACUAUGACAUUUGCUGCAUCAGAGUCGGUCAUAGUGGGCGAGAAAAGGGUGGCAGUUAAGAAGAUAAUGUUCUAUAAUGUUGCGUGGUUAAAUCGAAAUUAUAUUGAACCAAUGAAGUUCUUUCUAGAAGACGACGAAGACGAAGAGCCGUCAUAUGUACAAAAUAGGCCACAAACUGCAGCUUAUUAUCAUCAAGCUGUGACAUAUUACCACCAACAACCAACGCAAAACCAACGACCAGCCAUAGCAUAUAACCAACAACCAACACAAAACCAACGACCAGCAAUCACCUAUAAUCAACAACCAUCUGUAACAUACAAUCAACCAACAACACAACAGUCAUAUCAACAUCAACCAUCUUACAACUACAAUACACCAUCUUAUCAACGUCAGAACUCCAACAGCAGCUGUUGUGUUAUCUUGUAAAUCAGUUAACAUUUCAGUUUAAUUUGUUAUUCACAAUUCUUAGUGUAAUCAGGAUAUAUUGCAAUUACAUGUAUAUGUAUAUAUGUUUUGUAGCUGUAUAUUUUUAUUAAUCAGGUAAUUCUAGCGUAAGCAAUGUAUAUUUUUAUCUUUCUGUUUGCAUAACUGAUUUCAAACGUUAGUGGUGUUUUGUUUGUGUUAAAAGUUUAGUCCGUUUACAAGUUUAUUGCUUUUUCGAUAUUAAAUUCAUUGGGUUGAAAUAAGGACAGUUCUGAUUGGUAUAAGGCAUGGCUAACUUGAAACGUCCAUGGUAGAACAAUGUAACAUCACCCAUUAAUGAAAAAUGAAAUAUUAGUUUUUAGUGCUAAA